AGGGCCAUCUGUUCCUGAGUGAGGGUGAAGCCCCACCCAGGCCCACUGCCCAGGGCAAGGAUCAGCACCCCUGCCCUGUCACUCCUCCUGGGCCUGAGAGCCUGCGCCUCUGCCAGGUAGAGCCACACCAGCCCCGCCUUUCAGGACGGUGUCCCGGGGGAGGGGCCUCCCCAGGCCGCCUCCCAUGAGCAGGACAGCCCAGGGGCCCCCCACCCCCAUUAGGACCUGAGAAGGGAAAGACUGUGGGUGCCUCUUAGGGGGCUUUUCUGUAAAAUGACCAGGCCUAGUGGGGGGGCGUGCAGGUCCCGGGUGAUCACAGGCCCCCUGUGCAGAGAGGACACCCAUGGGCCGGCUCACAGCCUCCCGGGAGGAAGUUACAGAGGGGCACAGAGUGCAGGCUGGAGCCCCCUUGGGGCACAGGGGUCCCCCAUGCUCACAGGUGGAUGGCUCCUUGGAGGGGCUGGAGAGCGGGCAGGCCUUUGCUGACUGGCAGUGGGACUGCCCAGGAGGCCCAGAGCUUCAUCCCUGGAUGUCCACCUGGGGGAGCAUCUGCAUUGCGGUGGGCCUGGCCGUCCACCUGGGGGAGCAUCUGCAUUGCCGUGGGCCUGGCCCCCACCAGGCGGGGGGGAGGAGCCGUGUCCACACAGCCAGGGGCUGCAGGAAGCCUCCCUGGGGCUCCAUCCUGGGUUCUGGGGACAGCCACCCGGGGAACUGCCUGUCUCCGUGGCCACAACAUUGAGAAGCUUUGGGGUUGCCACAGGCUUCCUGUGUGCACAGGGGACCCAGCUGUGGCAGGGAGGGUGCUGGCCCCCCAGAGCCACCUCUUCUCUGAUGCUCAGCAACUCCCCAGGGGGCUCGGCUGCCCCGGGUCCAUCUGUCUCUGAGCCUGUGUCUGCGGCCAGGGAAGGAUGCCUGGCCAGGCCGAAUCUGACCUCCUGGGGGGCAGUGCAGGGCAGGCCCUCAGCGUGAGUUCUGAUGGGAGGUGGGCAGGAAGGGCGUCGGCCGCAGCACUGGGGGGCAGUCUGAGGGUGCUCAGGAGAGCCAGCGGCCCACCCCUUCUUGCCCCCCGUGCACCCCACUGGCCAGGCUGGUAUGGACUUUUCCACUACAGCAGGGACAGGGACUGCCAAGGGCCUGGACUGUGCCCCUGUGGACACCUCCAUCCUCUCCAUCCCCUUGCGUGAAGAGAAGGGGACCCGGGUGGAGGUGGAGAGACCGGUUCAGGGUCCCCAUUGGCUUCAGGAACCACGAGGAAGGGAGAGGACGCUGUGCUGUCUGUGUGGGAGGCUGGGGCUGGAAGGGGCGAGGUGUGGGGCCCUCCAGUCUCUCAUGGGUCACCGUGGGUCCCUGGGGGACAGAGCAGACGGGAGGAGGUGCCCUGUCCCUUACUCCUGUGCUCACACCAGGCCAGGCUUCUCAUUUGGGGACGAAACAGAAAAUGCAGGGCCCUGUCCAACCAGGACAGCAGGUCUGGGCAGCCAGGCCCUAGAUGCCCCGCCCAGGCACAGACAGGGCCUCUCCAGCUUGUCCCCGCCUCUGAGGGACCACCCCCCAGGCCCUUGCAUCACCCCCCACCCUGAGGUGCAAACCAGAAACCAGGGUCAUUCCAGCCACCUUCACAUCCCUCCAGCCCCCCGUCCCCCCUCCUCCCAGUCCCCAGCCCACAGCCUCAGCCCUGCCACAUCCCUGGCAGCAAAACUCCACUCUGAAUUAGACCCUGUACCCCGACCUACAGCCCCCGGCCCCCACAGUUGGCAUGCCUCAUGCCCUUCCCCUGACCUUCAAGGCCCGUGCAGCCUGGCUCCUUGAGCCCUCAGCUUCGCUGGGCAUACCUCUACGGCCGGGCACCCCUAGGCCUAGGUACAGCUCUCAGGCCCCCAAAUAGUGGGGGUGGGACAGCUGGACUGGCUAGCCGGUGGCCUUAUCCAGGCCACAAAGCAGGGGCAUGGGGUGGGGGAACCCAAGGUACGCGUGCGGCAGGGGCAGGUGUCUGCAGUGGGGGCCCUGCACAGCCUCUCUGCAGCUUGUCUAUUUGAGCCCCUCACCCAGCCCUUACUGGAUCCAGGUCCUCACAUAAAAGGUCCAAACAAGGCCGAUUUUGGGGUCAUAGGCUCAGGCCAACCAGGCAGGUGGGGCAUGUCCCCUCCUCACCCCGGUAUGUCAACUGCUGUGGGGCCUCCCACACCCCAGGAGGCAAGCGUGGAGGGGGGUCAGGCAGCACAGCCCUGGGGUCAUGGCUGGCAGCUCAUUCCUUCCCUCAUCAAUUCAUUCACUCAGCACUAGGAGCACCCAGAGCUGAUGAGGUCAGAGGUCAGCAAGAGGAAGAUCCACCGCAGCCUCAGAAGGUGGACACACAGCAGGACCAAGGGGGCCUGAGGAGUGAUGUGGGCAGAGGUCCUGCGAGGCUUGGGCAGGGGAUCCCGGUAGGAGCCGCCACAGCGAGAUGGGACGGGGCGGCCAGGCUGCCCUGCGGGGCCCGGCUCUCACUGCUGGGCACAGGAGGGAUACGCCUGGCUGAGUCCACUGGACGUCCCGGCAGGGCCACCUCACGCCCAGAGGGCAACACCAAGCCCAUCGGAAGCCCAGGCUCAGAAGGAGAGGCAGAGACUGAAACCCAAGCCCACACCCCUCCCCAGAGCUCCUGCCACAGCCAAGGCCUCCCGCCCCAGCCUGGGGGAAACCAGUUUCUGCCCUGUGGGGAGGCCUCACCCUCGCACGCACGCCUGGUCCAACAGGAAAGAAUUGCAGCCCCAGACGUGUCCCCAGCCUCGCUGUGUCAGUGUCCCUGGCUGGCAGGGGGUGGGGCAGCAGAGUGGUCAGCAGGUCACCCACACGGGGCCGGCAGGAAUGGAGACUCGGCUCCAAAUGAGCCCCCGAGGCCAUCCCCCACUGGCUGUUUCUGUGUGCCCUGGCAGUGCUCGCGGAUCUGAAGCCAGUUCUGUCCUCAGUCCUGGGGUGGGGGACGUGGGCCUGGGGUGCAGUCCUCUCCUCUGCUCAUCCAGCUGAGCACAACUUUGUGUCCAGCCCAGGACUCCCAGCCCCACAUCUAAGAGCCACGACUGGACAGGGGGUGGUCACUGAGGGCCUUGUCCUCUCCCCAGUCCAGUGAGUCCAGGGGUGUGGGUCACAUGCUGGCAGCCGUGUCCCCAUCACAUGCAGGGAUACACACACCCCCUCAUGUGCAGACACUUGUGCUCACACACUCCACCAGGUUAACGUGGUGGUGCACACAUACCCACCCACUCAAACAAAGGACACGAACAGCCCACGUGCUCCCAGAGCACUGCUGCCUGUCGGUGGGAUGGAGGGUGAGCAGGUGCCUGGGGACCAGGUGGACCAGCCAGGUCCUGAGCACACUGAGAUCCCAGCCCUGGGUUCCGGGCCUGCGUCCCAUGCAGUGAGGCCUGGCACUCCCCAGACUGCUCACUCCCCAGGCCUCCCUGUCCCCUUGGGUCUGGGCAAUGCUCUCAGAGGAGCUUGGAGUGACCUCAGAGCUCAGAUAUUCCCAGGAGUCCUUGGGAGGUGUUCUCAGAGCAAAGGAACCAAGGACACUUCCUGGAGACAGCAUGUGACCCCGAGUCACAAUCCCCAUGGGAACUAGUCCCAUCAUGCACAGGCUGGGCCAGGCCUCACAGCAGCUCCCCACACUGAACCCCUACUCUCUGUCUCAAUGCUCACCCCCUCUCUGGGCCCCCACCCUCUCGGCAAGCCCCUCAUGAGACUUCUCCCCCUCAUGGAACAGCUGGGAACCCUUGCCCCUUCUGGAGCCCAGGUCCCCCUUUCUUCUGCAGCCACCCCACAUCCCACCUUCCACGUGGGUCUCGGCCACCUCUUGUCUCCUUCCUUGGCCUGGCCACCCCUCCCCUUCUCACUGUGGCCGGCUCCCCCUGGGGUCCCAAGUCCAGGCAGCCUGCUCGGUGCGCCUCCCUCCUAAUGCUGCUGUAGUGCCCUCCUCUUACUGACCUCUGACCUCUGUUGGCUCUUGGUGCUUCUCCGAGUGCUGUUGGGGCUGGGCAGCCUCUGAAGUUCCCAGCCACUCGCUGAGGUGGUCAAUGGGUGCCUGCCUGCCUGCCAGGUGGGUGGGUGUGGCCUGAGGCCAGCCUGGGGUGGGGGCCAAUCCCCCACUAGAGUGGGCCCCUGCUCCCAGCCUCACCAGGCCUGACAUGCCCUCCCCACAUCUCAGGUUUGGGUGCCAUCUCAGGUCCAGGGCCCCAGCUGAGCAGCAGGGGAACCACACCCCUACUCCAACUCAGAUGUGCACUGAGGUGUGCUGUGCACUGCCAGGGAGCAGAGAACCCUUGGGGAGUUGGGGAGAGCCUGCGUGGCCGCAGGGACCAGGAGGGGGUGUCAGGUCGGGGAGCCUCAGGAACACCUUGGGCACAGGUGGUAAGGGGGCUGCAGUCCCUGCCUUGACUAGGUUCAGCCCCUCCACCCUGGCCCCCAGGCCCUCCAUCCCUGCCCUCCCCUCCAGCCUCAGCCCCCAGCCAGGCCUUUGCACAGGUCACUCUGGGGUCUGCUAGGCCCCAAUGCUGAGUAACUGAACUGCUCCCCCUUCCCCCCAGGAAGAUUUCCAGAGCCCCUGGCUGGGGGGGGGUGGGGGCUUCCUCAGGCUCCAGGGUCCUUGCCCUACGUGUGUAACCGAGGGUGGCCCCAGUAGACACCUGAAACAAGUUCCUGUGGCCAGCCUGGCCCCUGACUCAUCUUCAUCCCUGACCUCUAACCCCACUCCCUGGACCCAGAGCAGGGGGAGGGGCAGGGGCAGCAGAAGUGCAAGCUUGGAGGGCCGUGCGUGUGGACAGUGGGAUGGCACAUGUGUGUGGGCACGGAGGUAGGGGGCAGGAACAGGGCUGUUGGGGUGGGAUCAGUGAGAGCAGAGGUUGGGGGGGUGACAGGCUGAGCUGAGACUGGGGGGGCUCCUCGGAGGGGCCCCUCUGGAGGCCCCCCCAGGAGCUCCUGUGCCACCAGGACCUUCCCUGAACUGGGUUGGUAAGUGGGUCUGUUUCCAGAGGGGCUGCUCUAGCAUCCCAGGGCUGCGGGGGCAGGUGUUAUCCAGACAUCCAACUCCCCCAGAUCUGCCCAGGCUGUGGAGGCCUACACUGACCCCAGCCCACCCCAGGCUCUGACCUCUCACCUCUGGGUCUCCAUUCCCCGGGUAUCCACUGCCCAGCCUGCUGGGGAAAGGACAGGAGGCCAACCAAUCCCAGAGGCCCCAGGCCACGCCCCUGGCCAGCACGCCCCCGUGAGCAUAUAAAUACACCUGCCGGUAGCCCAGCCCAGAGAACUCAGACCUGCCUGGGACAGCGCUUCGCACCUGGAAGAGCACACACAUCCCCUGUGCCCCACCUGCCUGGACAGAGCAGAGGGUGCACCUGCCAGACCAGUGCCAUCAGGACAGCUGCUGGCAGCCAGCUCCGCAGAGGGACACCUUCCAGGUGGAGCACAGGCCGGCCGGCCCAGAGAAGGAGGGGGCACUGCUGGAGCAGGAGAGCUCAGGGCUUUGGAUCCUGGCUGUGGCCAGCCGAGAGGAUCAUGCCCAGGCCCCGCUGACCCCUGGCUACCAGCUCAGAGCCAUGUCAUCAGGCCAGCAGGUGUGGCACACAGCCACGCCACGCCACAGCCGGAGCAGUCCCACAGCCACAGUGCCCAGGACCCCCAGCUCAGCCAGCAGUCCCAGGUCACCCAGCUCAGCCAGCGGCCCCAGGUCCCCCAGCACCCCUGGCUCAGAGAAGGUGGCCUCCCCACUAGAGUGCUCCAUCUGCUUCUCUGGCUAUGACAACAUCUUCAAGACACCCAAGGAGCUGUCCUGCACCCACGUCUUCUGCCUGGAGUGCCUGGCACGGCUGGCAGCCGCCCAGCCAAUGGGCCAGCCUGGUGGUGAGGCUGUGCCCUGCCCAUUCUGCCGGCAGCCCACGGCUGUGCCCGCUGCCGGGGCCCCCGCGCUGCGCACCAGCCGCCAGCUGCAGGCCAGGAUGCCGGCGCACCUGCAGCAUGAGGAGCCUGUGUGGCUGGAAGGCACCAGGCUGUGCUGCUGCCCCCCGCCCGCUGCGCCUGGCCUCACAGCACCCGGGUUCAUGUGCGUGGACGUGGGCCUGAGGAAGCCCGCUGAGCCCGCUGCGCCCCCACCCACCCUGGGCCCCACCCGCCCCCAGGGCCGCCUGGCCCACUGCUGGGCGCGCUGCCGGGCCUGGAGGCGUGUGGCACUUGUCACGGCCCUGCUGCUCCUGCUCUUCUGCGUGGUGCUCUGGCCCGUGCAGUGUGCGCUCAAGACCGGGAACCUGCGCUGCCUCCCCCGGGCCCCCACCACUGCUGCCACCGCCGCUGCCUUCUCCCUCGGGCCUCUGGCCGACAACUAGGGCCAGCCACCCUGCCCAGCCUCAUGGGUGGAGCCCACGCUGGCGUUACAGGGUGCAGCAGCUGUUGGCAGUUGGUCACCAGGAGCCAGAGGAACCCCAGCAUCUCUGAGGACCCCAGAUUCCAUUCAUCCCCCUGCCCCCCCUCUCUGGGGCUGGGUCCUGAUGGGGUGGACAGAAGGGCCCCCAAAGCCUCCAAAAAUCACAGGCUCCCAUGGGCCCCAGAGACCCCCGACCCCCUUCAUACAGAUGGGGAAACUGAGAUCCAGGAGAGAGUCUGCCGAGGCCCCUCCUUGUACAAUCGCCUGCAGGUGCAGCUCCUUACUGAGAAGGGAGGGGUUCACCAUCCACCCAUGGCUCCUUCCCAUACCCCUUCCCUGGACAGGGCUGGCCCCUGCCCCUGGGUGGGUGCAGACCCUGCCCUCUGGCCACGGAGUCCACCCCUCAGUGCCCAUCCCACUCUCCUGAACUGUACAUUUUUAAAUAAAUUAUUUUGUAUCCA
Molecule: messenger RNA, 6852 nt
Organism: Equus caballus (horse)
Lineage: Eukaryota; Metazoa; Chordata; Mammalia; Perissodactyla; Equidae
Gene: RNF223
Product: ring finger protein 223
Biological process (GO): protein ubiquitination
Molecular function (GO): ubiquitin protein ligase activity
Source: RefSeq, a predicted model, not a curated record